AUGCAUGUAGGAAAGUCCUUGGAGGACCUAGGCGCUAGCAUAAAUGUCAUGCCUUAUAAUUUGUUUAAGAAGCUAGGCCUAGGUGAACCUAGAACUACUAGGAUGAGCAUUCAGUUAGCUGAUCGUUCUAUCGUGCAUCCUAGGGGUAUCAUUGAGGACUUGCUUGUUAAUGUGGGUGCAUUCACAUAUCCUGUUGACUUUGUUAUUUUGGAUAUAAAUGAGGAUGUGGAUGUACCUUUGAUUUUAGGUAGACCGUUUCUCGCCACCGCCAAGGCGCUUAUUGAUGUGCAUAGUGGUAAAUUGAUUCUGCGUGCUGGUGAUGAAAAGUCUACCUUUUCUGUGUCUGUGAAUGGGAAACACUCUCAUUUGCAUGAUGACAUAGAUUACUGUGAUAUGCUUGCUGAUUUUGAGACCGCACUCGCUAUAACGAGUGCGGGUACUGACGAUGUUCUUGAGCGUUGUAUUUUGCUAGGUGAGCAGGCAUCGCAGGAGCCGCAGCUGGCGGGGCAGUUGGCCGAGUUGGAGAGUGGCCCCUUCUUGGAGGGCGACAGGCUAUUCAAACCGAUCUCAUCCUCCACCUGCAUUGCUACUUCCUUGGAGGAACCACCAGAGCUGGAGCUUAAGCCCCUCCCUCCUCAUUUGGAGUAUGCAUUUCUCCGGGAGGGGAAUAAGUUGCCAGUCAUCAUCAGCUCGACCCUCACACCCGAGCAGAAGACCAGACUGGCGACCUUGAUGAAGCGGUACGAGCGAGCUCUCGCAUGGAAGAUCACAGACAUCCGGGGGAUCAGCCCUUCUUUCUGCUCCCACCGGAUACUGAUGGAGGAUGAGAUGCGGCCGGUGAGACAGCCACAGAGAAGACUGACACCGAACCUGGAGGCUGUGGUUCGGGCAGAGAUCGUGAAGCUGCUGGACGCGGGGAUCAUCUUCGCCAUUUCUGACAGCGAGUGGGUCAGUCCCACCCAGGUGGUACCCAAAAAGGGUGGGAUGACUGUGGUGCCUAACGAGAAGAAUGAGCUGAUUCCGAUGCGCGCGGUGACUGGGUACCGUGUCUGCAUUGAUUACCGGCGUCUCAACGACGCCACUCGGAAGGACCACUUCCCGCUACCAUUCAUUGAUCAGAUGCUGGAGAGACUGGCGGGGCACGAGUUCUACUGUUUCCUGGAUGGGAUGUCCAGGUACUUCCAGAUCCCUAUUGCACCGGAGGACCAGGCGAAGACCACUUUCACCUGCCCCUUCGGCACUUUUGCCUACCGGAGGAUCCCAUUCGGGCUAUGCAAUGCCCCCGCCACUUUUCAAUGA
Linum trigynum is the source of this 1299-nucleotide messenger RNA. The record is from the annotation of a GenBank genome assembly. NCBI's taxonomy places the organism in Eukaryota, Viridiplantae, Streptophyta, Magnoliopsida, Malpighiales, Linaceae.